AUGCCUCCUUCUAAGCCUUACCUCUGUUCCCUUGUCAUACCCCCGCUUAGAAAUGACCAACAUACACAUACAAUAAUUCUCCUCCACGGCCGCGGCAGUAAAGGCGAGGACUUCGGCCACAUCUUCAUGGAAUCAACGGACAUCGCGAAGCGCCUGCCAACAACCAAAUUCAUCUUUCCCACCGCGAGUAAACGGCGCUCUACUGUAAUGAAACGGAUCCCUAUCAACCAAUGGUUCGACAAUUACUCGCUUAAGAAUCCGAAUACCCGGACCGAAUUACAAAUUGAUGGACUACAGGAAAGUAGCGAUUUUCUUCGGAAAUUGAUUGAUGAAGAGGCGAAGCUCUUAUCGAAUGAUCCCGCUGUUGGUGACGGUUAUAGCCGGGUCGUGAUUGGGGGCUUGAGCCAGGGGUGUGCGGCUUCUGUUUUCUGUCUUUUGGGGGGAUUUCUUUCUGCGAGUAAGGAUGGAGAUGGUAAACGCCUUGGGGGAUACAUUGGGAUGAGCGGGUGGUUACCGUUUGAAGGGGAGAUUUCUGGGCUUUUGAGUAUUGAUGAAGACCAUCAGGGAGAGCCAAAGUCAGGCGCUGAAGAAGACGACGAGGACCCGUUCGACCAUGAAACAGAUGGUGACGAUAGUCCUGCGCACAUCCAAGCAGUCAAUCAUAUCCGGGAUAUUCUCGCUAUGCCACCCAUUCAGUCUCACGUUGAUGACUCGGCGAAUGCCUUACGUGUGUGUUACUUGAAAACACCGGUAUUCCUGGGCCACGGGUCUGAUGAUCGCCAAGUGUCGGUAGACUUGGGGCGACGGAUGGCGUCCAUCCUAUCUGAUGGGUUUGGGAUGGAUGUGACCUGGAAAGCAUAUGAGGAGUUCGGACAUUGGUAUAAAGUGCCGGACGAAAUCGAUGAUGUGGUGUGGUUCUUGAGGGAGAAGGCCGGGUUUCCUUUUGAGAACGUUGAGUAG
Messenger RNA from Aspergillus lentulus, 960 nucleotides. RefSeq names its product alpha/beta hydrolase. Gene Ontology annotation, molecular function: carboxylic ester hydrolase activity; palmitoyl-(protein) hydrolase activity. Gene Ontology annotation, biological process: protein depalmitoylation. Gene Ontology annotation, cellular component: cytoplasm. Lineage: Eukaryota; Fungi; Ascomycota; Eurotiomycetes; Eurotiales; Aspergillaceae. The record is from RefSeq and is a predicted model, not a curated record.